Molecule: messenger RNA, 8327 nt
Organism: Alligator sinensis (Chinese alligator)
Lineage: Eukaryota; Metazoa; Chordata; Crocodylia; Alligatoridae
Gene: NDNF
Product: neuron derived neurotrophic factor
Exons: 4
Coding region: 5391-7097 (568 amino acids)
Biological process (GO): extracellular matrix organization
Molecular function (GO): protein binding
Source: RefSeq, a predicted model, not a curated record
GGCUAAAUCGAAUCAGGACAGUGAUCUGAAUAAACGGAUCAAAUCACUGUCCCCAAUUCAAAUCAAAUAUGACCCGUUUCACACACCCCAAUGGGUGUGUCAUUGCCAUGUUUCCUCCAGGAUGUGGGCAUACGCGUUUUUCUUGACAACACACCAGCUGUUCAGAAAGUGAGGUGGCUUAGAAUUAUAUCCAUGGCUGAGUGAACUCUAUUCGGUCACCACCUUUUGUGUAACCAGGUAAUGCAUCUUGUUUUUUGUACAGCAUGACAAAGAAGAAUAGACAUCAAAGAGAGGUGGUAAAGAGGCAAAUGUUCAUUUGUCUUAAUGGCAACAUUUUUCUGGAGUUGCAAGGUGUAGGGCAUAUCAACAUUAAGAGUAUUAUUGAAGUCAGUUGAUUUAAUUUUGGGUGAUGUCUCCUCUCCUAACUCUACAAUGCUGAAAACGGUGGUAGAAAUAUGUAAAUAUUUGUUAGUAUUUUCGUAUUGGCCUAUAGUACUUUCUAUUUUCAAACACUCAACAAAUGUUUGCAUCUCAGCAAUAUCAUAUUGCUCUUUGGGGUAUACUAGACACAGAAUUGUGACCUAUGACUAUUCAUUUAAGACUAAUAGGCAUACUUGCAUUCUUGUGAAACUGAAUGUAUAUAGCACUAAAUAUGAUUUUAGUGUCAGAUUUAAUGUUGCAAUUUUGGAUUCUGAUAAAAAUUACUGAAUUAUAAAAAAUUGUAAUCUAUCUGUGUAAUUUAUAUUAAUGUGCUAAUUAAAGAGAUGGGUAAAACUCUCAGCUGGUUUAGCCUGACUGUCAGCUGAUGAUUUGGUUCAUACAAUUCAGGUAAACCCAAAAUAAUGCAAGUAGAAUGGGGAAAUUUUUUUUUUUUUCAAAUGAGCUAACGUCCCCCUGCUUGUCUCCAACUAAUAUGCUACUGAGCUUUAUUAGAUUGACAAAAGGCUAUUUUUCCUAAUACACAAAGUUAUUUGGGAAUUGAUCCCUGCACCAUGCUAUGUCACUGGUCUGGAAAGCAAACAUUCAUAUGACAGCUGUAAACAAGCCAUAACCCCAGAACCCAUUUUGCUUGCAGUCCAGUGGCUGAGUCAAUUAUUAUGGAACCAGGGAAUAGCUUGCUAGAUUCCUGUGGUGUGGAAUGAAUCAUUUACAAAGCCUAGCGACCUACUGGUUUGCUCUUACAGUUUAGAGAUGACUAUUAGUAGAGCUGCUGCUGUUACUAACAUUGGUGUUCUGGAUAUUUGCCCAAUCAUUCAUUAUCUUUUAAGUAGGAUUCACGAGUCAACUAGUGAGAAAGCACAGAAAGGAAGACACUAUAACAUUACCGUUAAGUAUGCUGAAUCGCUGUUCAAUGGAAAACCAUUGGGAAAUCAAGGAGAAAUGGCCUCAAUGCGCACAGCUGGCUCCCCAUAAAAAAGUGAAACAAUUCCCACCCCCCACUCUUGUAUAACCUACCAAAAGGAAAAUAAAAAAUGUAAGAAUGUCAGUGUAAUCACAACAUAGAUAUAAAAUGUGAGUGCUAUCAUUGCUAUUCAUACCUUUGUAAGCUCAGCCCAUUCAGCAACAAGAUCAGAGGCAGAAGCUACCCACACCUGGAUUUCUCCUGCCUUCAGACACUGCUCUUUCUUUGGGCUUCAUAAAUCAUAAUGUUGGCCAAGUCACCCUCAGUACUUCACUGGUCUCUCUCUCUUGGAACUCUGUGCAUUAGCCCUUUUAUUUUGUCUGUCUUCUACAAACAACUAACUCAACUGCUAGCAGAUGCCAAAGUUCAGCUGAGAAGAACUUCCAGAACAGGAAAAAUGGUUCAAAUAAUGGUAGCUACUCAUUUUUACAGUUUUUUUAUUUAUUCUGGCUUUGUAGAGAGCUUUCUGAAGCUCCUUCCCACCUCCAACCUCAAAUUCCGGCACAGUAAUAAUGGUAUCCAGCAAGAUAUUUAGGCCCCAUUACUUCUUUCAGCCCUCUGUCUGGCUUUUCAAUAGGGCACCAAACCAUACUGACGUAUUGACUGUUCACAGUUUCUGUAAAGGUAGUAGGUAGCAACAUCAUUCCAAUAUGCCUAUUUCUGUAUUUCUAAAUUAACAGGAAAAAACUGAGUACCAAAUAGCAAACUAUUUCCACAGUUUGCAAUUCUUGGUUAUACUUCCUGCAUGCAUAUUUCUGUUUCUCUGGUAACACAGACUCUCUUAGUGACAUGCUGAAGGUCUAACUGACUUGGUCUAGGGACGUUGUAAUGUCCAAUGCUUUUUAAAAAAGGGGGAUGUGGGAAAACAUGACUUAGAUUCUAUUUCUAUGUGAUGGUGGCACUAAUUUGGAUGUGUCCUUGGCACAUUUGUGCACUUUCAGCCCCAAUUUUCUCACCUGUAAAAUGAGGUAGGUAAGUACUCUCUUUUGUUAAAUACAUUCUGCUCGUGCAAUGAAAGAUCAAAUGCUGGGCAUAUAAUAGUAAUUUUUUAUUAUCUUAAACUGUCAUUCAUCAUGACAGAAUUAAGGUUUUGUAAUGUCUAAAUUCUUAAUGCUUCAUCCAGAACUCAUUUAAUUCCAUGGAAACUUCUAUAAGUUUUGGAUCGCAUUUCUAAGAAGCAUACUGAAAUCAGUGUUUGAUGUAGAAGAUUGGACAUUUGUCAAUGAAGUUAAUGAACCUUGUAAUUUAAAAAAAAAUGAUUUUACAAAGCUGUGAAGGGCUUUUGUAGGGUUUUUUUGCAGGGUACAUAAUGAACAUAAUGUUAACAGCUGUUCUAACUUAUAUCAAAUGUACAAUGUAAAACCCAGGAGCGCAUGCAAAACUACCAGUGGGUAGGGACUCAGCCUGAAUACUACAGAAAUACAGAGCAAAAGACACUCAGUAGGGGUUCUUGUUUCUCCAUGGGUUAUUAGAUUCUGCUCACAACAGCAGCAGCAGCAGCAGCAAAAAUAAAAUUACUUUAAAGUUGAGGUAUGGUGUUAAUUUUUGCAAAGAGAAUAGUGGAAAAUAGGGGACCUGCUUUUCUUUUAGUCUCAUCAUUGUCUAACGAGUCACAUGGAUGUAAAACUAUUAUGAGCGCAUGGAGAAUCAAAUAUAACAUAAUGUGAUAUUUUACAUUUUUAUUAUGUCUUUCCUUACAACAUGCUUUUACAGGGUGCAUGCCUCAACACAUUACAAUUGUAUGGUAGCAUUAUGUAGUGGCCAUAAAGUUCAGGUUCAAUGUUUUCUGAAGCAUCCAGCUAAUUAGGGCAAUGAUCUGCUCCAGAAUGGCAACUCCAUUGAUGUUAUAAUGUAGUGUACUUUUUCUUAAAAGUAAAAAAAUAAAGCUGUGUUCGGAAAUUGAGUAGUCCUUGUGAGGACUAGUUUUUGUACUGCGUUUUCAUGACUAUUUUACUUUUCAGCCUGACUAAUCUAAAGCUUUCCCAAAAUAUUUUUAUAAUAAAAUCUCAGCCCUUUGGAGAUAACAGGUCCUUUUAACUGUAGUCCAGAUUGCCAGUUCUGUGCAUAAAAAAAAUUAUUGGAAAUAUAAAUCUUGUCUUUCAGUUAUCAAACAUUUUAAUUUUCACACAAGGUUUCUUUUUAUUUUGUGGUUUUGCUUUGGGCUUUUUUGUUUUGUUCUGUUCUGUUUUGUUUGUAUGCUACUGCAUUUUCUUUUCUUAAAAUAAUACUUUCAACAAAAGAAAAACAGGACUUGAAUUUGAAUGGCAAGAAAAGGUUUUUUAAUCCACAGAUUACUGACAUGGUGGACCCUAAAAGCUUCAAAGGAGUCAUUAUAGUCCAUCGUGUUAGUGUGUAGUUAGGGAGUUUAAAUCCAGGAUUAUGGACACAAUAGUACAUUAGUGCUCUUUCCCUCACAGUUGUAGUUUGCUAUGCCAAUUGAAGUUGGCAUGUCAAUCUGGACUCUGUGCUGCACAAGCACACUCACUAUGCAUACUAUCAAUCUUGUGAGAAAACGAAAAGCUGUGUGUGUACUCUAUGGCCAUAUUCCUUUGGAACAUAAUAAUUUGAAAUUAGCAAGGGUUCAACAGCCCACUGAGUCCAGUCCUAUGUACUUGCAGGUAUCCAUUUAUCUAAAAAGUCCAAAAGAACGUCCACUGCAAUCUCACACCACAGCCACAAAGCACCUUAGGAAAACAAAAUCAAAUAUACUCUGGAAUGUCCACAGAUAAAAAAAUCAGGGAGAUAAGGCCGAUGCCAAUGCCCUGCCACUGAAAUGGCAAAGGAAUUAUGUCAAUAUAUAAAUUUUCUUUUUUCAAAUACAAAAAAGCUCCUAUUUAUACUUAUGGCGUAAAGGACUAAAGUAACUAAAAAUACAUUCUUCAAUGAGGGAACAACUGAACUGAUGUUAAUGGAACAAAGCGUUGUGUAUCGGUGGGUGGCAGUGGGGGGGAACUCUCCAAUAAUUUUAAAUGAUAAAACAUAAUGUUUGCCCUUGAACCCCAGAGAUAGCCAAACAUAUUUUAAUAAUAUUUGGUGAACAAAUUGGGUUUUAAAAAUACUGCUGUACACUUUGCAUUUGCCACCUGAGCUAAUUUUUACAGCUGAGAUACAAAACCCUGAAAAUAGGGGUCUAUAAUGUAAAAAGCUCAAGGGGCCUUAACUCUAGUGUUCCUUUAAUUGGUCAGAGCAGACAUAUGGCACCUUUUAUUUUCCAAGGCCACAUUCUCUUUACAACUAUUUCAAGUUUUAUAGAUUUGUUAUCAGAUAUAGCAUGGAUACCUCAAAGAAAAAUUAACUGCCUUAAGUUUAAAAAUAGGACACAGAGGGGGAAAAAGUUAACCAUCGAUACAAAAAAGAAAGAAACACAACACAAAAUGUUGUGGCUGUCUGUGCCUUGAAAUUAUCCUAACUAAAUUACAAUCAUGCACUUUCCACUCUCUGUAAUUAAACAUUAGGUUUUAUUUAUUCUAGAUGUAUUUGCUUCAAGUAACCCUAGAUCCCUUUUUGUUACGGCAAAUCUUUUACAGGUCUCUGUGACCUAUAGGUACUUGAGGAAUAAAGCAAAUAUUUUCCAUAGAACAAGGCAUUUAAAGAUGAUUUUGUGAAUGCUUGUUUUGCAACUUAGUCUUGGGGCAUUUUGGUUGGCAGUUCUGUCGGUCGAUCCAAUACACAUGCUGUCUUGUAAUAGACUCUGCUUAUACAUAUUUUUGUAUAUAAACAAACGUAUGUGUAAUAGAUGUGUAAGACUAACUUUACUCUGACUACAAAGAAGUGGAGGCUGAGGCCCAUGCACAUGAGCACACCCUGUUCACCUGUUUGUCAAUUUUCCUCUUUAAAAAAUUCAAAGAAUUGUUUUUAUUUUUCUCCAUUUGUGCUUAUUCUUCAAUAUUCUUUUCCUUCUCUUAUAAAUUAGGACAGAAGACAUUCAUGGAGCCUUAAGGAUGACAAGUCCCCCCCACUUCUUUUUUUGAAGUUAGCAGGAAACACCAUGAUGCACCUGCUUCAUUGUUCUUUGCUCUUCCUGCUGCUACCACUCAGUUCCAGGACCCAAAAGUUGCCUACCAGAGAUGAGGAACUUUUCCAGAUGCAGAUUAGGGACAAAACAUUUUUCCACGAUUCAUCAGUAAUUCCAGAUGGAGCUGAAAUUAACAGCUAUCUCUUCCGGGACACACCUAAGAGGUAUUUCUUUGUGGUUGAAGAAGAUAACACUCCUUUAGCAGUUACUGUAACACCAUGUGAUGCUCCUUUGGAAUGGAAGCUGAGUCUGCAGGAACUUCCAGAAGAAGCCAGUGGAGAAAGUUCAGGUGAACCAGAACCACUUGAGCAGCAGAAACAGCAGAUUAUUAAUGAAGAAAGCACGGAGCUGUUCUCUUACAAAGGAAAUGAUGUUGAGUACUUUGUGUCCUCCAGUUCCCCAUCUGGCUUGUACCAGUUAGAACUCCUGUCAACAGAGAAAGAUACACACUUUAAAGUAUAUGCCACUACAACUCCAGAGUCAGAUCAACCUUAUCCUGAAUUACCUUAUGAUCCAAGAGUUGAUGUCACCUCUCUUGGACGCACAACAGUCACAUUGGCAUGGAAACCAAGUCCUACAGCAUCUUUAUUGAAACAACCUAUUCAGUAUUGUAUAGUCAUCAAUAAAGAGCACAAUUUCAAAAGCCUCUGUGCUGUGGAAGCUAAGCUCAAUUCUGAUGAUGCCUUCAUGAUGGCUCCAAAACCAGGUCUGGAUUUCAGUCCAUUUGACUUUGCCCAUUUUGGCUUUCCCUCAGAAAAUAAUUCAGGCAAAGAACGUAGCUUCAUAAAAUCUCCAAAGCUUGGGCGCCACUUUCCUCCAAAGCCAAGGGUUGAUCUGCAGAAAAUUUGUAUUGGGAACAAGAACAUCUUCACAGUUUCUGAUUUAAAACCUGAUACACAAUACUACUUUGACAUGUUUGCAGUUAACAUUGACACAAAUAUGAGCACCGCCUAUGUUGGCACCUUUGCCCGAACUAAAGAGGAAGCCAAACAGAAGACAGUUGAACUGAAAGAGGGAAAAGUUACAGAUGUAUUCAUCAAGAGAAAGGGAGCCAAAUUUUUACGGUUUGCUCCUGUUUCAUCACACCAAAAGGUCACCUUCUUUGUUCAUUCAUGCCUAGAUGCUGUGCAGAUCCAGGUUAGAAGAGAUGGAAAACUUAUCUUGUCUCAAAACAUUGAGGGCGUCCGUCAGUUCCAACUGAGAGGAAAACCAAAAGGUAAAUAUCUAAUUAGACUGAAAGGAAGUAAGAAAGGUGCCUCCAUGUUGAAGAUUUUGGCUACAACAAGACCUAACAAGCAGUCAUUUCCUUCUCUCCCUGAAGAUACCAGAAUCAAAGCCUUUGACAAACUUCGCACAUGUUCUUCAGUCACAGUGGCAUGGCUAGGCACACAGGAGAGAAAUAAAUUUUGCAUCUAUAGGAAGGAAGUGGAUGACAAUUAUAAUGAAGAACAAAAGAAAAGACAACAGAACCAGUGCUUGGGUCCAGACACAAGGAAGAAAUCAGAAAAAGUCCUCUGUAAAUAUUUUCAUAGCCAGAAUAUACAAAAAGCAGUGACAACAGAGACAAUUAAAGGUCUGCAGCCUGGCAAGUCCUACCUGCUGGAUGUUUAUGUCAUAGGGCAUGGAGGACAUUCAGUCAAAUAUCAGAGCAAACUAGUGAAAACAAGGAAGUUCUGUUAGUGACGUUGUAUAUAAAAAUAUAUGGAACUCUAAUCUGAACGUUAUCUUACUUUAAGUAUACAGAUUGACUACUUACACAGCUGAGAAGUUGUGACCUGUAUUUGUACUGUGUAGAAAAUAUAUCAACUUGUAUAUUUAUGUUUACAUAAGUACUUGUUUGGAGGAACUGAGCCUGGUGUUCUUUAUUGGCAUCCAGCAGUUGUAUUAUCAUUUGUCCAGCGGUCCACAUUUGAUGCUCAGUAGAUGGCAAAGGUAGCAAGAAACCUUGAAGAAACUGCCAUUCUUUUGCUUCCAUAUUGCAUGAACUGCUUCUAAAUUAUUUUAUUACUUAAAAGGCUGAGAUAAGUCAUUCAACCACCUUGUUAUUCACAUACAAAACCACACAGAAACAUUUUCUCUCUAUGUAGAUGGUAGGAUUUCGGUAAAUUAUUUUAUAAAGUCUUGUUUUAAAUGUCUAUGUUUCUAUGAUUGUAAACUAUUAAAAGCAUCUCCAUUAAAAUGCAGAUCUAAACUAAAUAUUAACUGGGCUGCAGAUCAGUCAGUGUCAUUGCUAAUGUAAAUUCUUAUCUGUUUGAUUUUAAUGUUUAAAUACUGUAUGUAUUUCAUGUACAAAGAUGUCAUACAUUAUAUUCCUGUACAUAAAAUUAAAAAUAUUAGAUUAUAUAUUGCUUCUCUUUUCUUGAUAUUCUGAGGGAGAAAAAAAGCACCCUAAAACUUAACAGUGUAACCCUGAAUGCUUAUGGAGUUUAUCUGUUGUUGUGUUUUUAAUGUUUUCAGAAAAGGGUGUCUGAAGAUGCCUAGAAUUACUAAUGCUACUGAGGAAGUUGUUAAAUGUGUAAGUGAUCAUAGGACAUUGAAAAAAAAGGCAGCUGUUGCAAACAUUGAAACUGCCGUGAUAUACCAUUAAAAAUGUAGACAGCAUGGAAAUGCUUUAAAAUAUACUUUGUGAUUGAAAACACAAUCCAUUUUGUUGUUGUUCUUUUUUGAGUGCUGACAGUGUACUUAGCACUCUGCAUUGGCUUGCAAAAUAACUGGACAGACAGUACAGUUCAAAGACAUAACACAACAGAUGACCAACUAAUCUCAAAAUAGUGCACAUAAGUGUUUCUUACUACUUUUAGCAAAUUAUCAUUGAAAGCCUUUAUCUUUUGGACAUAUACUAUUGUGAAUCAUUGUUACUAACAGGAAACCUAUAGAAAAUUUAUUUCAAAUAUAAAACUUCCAGGUUUA